AGCCAGAUCGCAUACGUGGAAUUUUUGUCGACAAUAUUCUAAAAUUAGCGGUUGUGAUAAUGUUAAUAAGUCCAUGUCGUCCGUCAGAAGUUGAAGAAAGUGAUGGAGGAUGGCUCACCGAUCCUCUAACAGCAAUAGCAAAGUCAGGGCCGUGCAAUAUUGAAGUCAGAGGUCCAGACCUUAGCCCGAGUGAAUUUUUGUCAAAAUAUGCUUAUACCGUUCCUGUUGUAAUACGAGGUGCCGCUGACAACAGUGCUUUCAGAAAUGUUGCCACAAAAUCAAGAAUAUUAGAAAAAUAUGGUGAUAAGAAAAUCAUACUCAGUACUGCAAAUACACAUUCCCAUGAAAAAGUUACCCAAAAACUGGCUGAUUAUAUCAACGAACUAAAACCCCAGUCAUUGAAUAGAUAUGGAAAUGAAACUUUUUACUGGUUUGGAGACCAUGAUUUCAAAGCCUGGCAAGAAUUCUUUGACAUUUACCGUCCACCUCCAUAUCAUCUUCCGGGAAAGACUAGCGCGUAUAGCUUUGGAAUUGCUGGUCCUGGUACUGGGGUGCCCUUCCAUCAACAUGGACCAGGUUUUGCUGAAGUCAUUUAUGGGAGUAAGCGAUGGUUUUUCUAUCCACCAAAAGAGAACCCUACGUUCAACCCAGACAAAUCCUCUUUACAUUGGCUUGUUGAAGAAUACGCUAAUCUGCCAAGUCAUAAAAAGCCUCUGGAGUGUACUGUAGGACCAAAUGAGGUCAUCUAUUUCCCACAUUGGUGGUGGCACAGUACACUCAAUGUCAACACAAGUGUAUUCAUAUCAACAUUCCUUGCCUGAUCCGACAUUGUCGUGAGAGGGACGUGUGCCAUCAUGAAGAUUAACUGUCAGAGCUUGAGUUUUUUUUUUAUGUUAGGGAUAGGUGUCUUUGUGAAGAGCUACAUGUACUGCUAGAGUUUGAGAUAUUUGCUUGUGAGGGACAGAUAGGGAGAAAGUCACAUCUAGUAUGUGCCAAGCUUUUUCAAUGUGCAGAUUGGUACAGAAUACUUGGAAGCAGUGAAUAAUUCUGUCAUGCUGUACUUGCACAUGAAUUUUAUGUUGUAACAGGUGUUUUGUUAUUUGUAUUUGCAGGCAUGGGAAUCAUUUUGUUAAGCAAUAAAUUAUUUUGUAAUA
Molecule: messenger RNA, 1154 nt
Organism: Lineus longissimus
Lineage: Eukaryota; Metazoa; Nemertea; Pilidiophora; Heteronemertea; Lineidae
Product: jmjC domain-containing protein 8-like
Exons: 8
Coding region: 60-821 (253 amino acids)
Cellular component (GO): cytoplasm
Source: RefSeq, a predicted model, not a curated record